Molecule: messenger RNA, 1119 nt
Organism: Acanthocheilonema viteae
Lineage: Eukaryota; Metazoa; Nematoda; Chromadorea; Rhabditida; Onchocercidae
Source: the annotation of a GenBank genome assembly
AUGUGCCUUCGACCAAAUCUUCAACCUCCAUAUUGUGAACAGUACGAGGUCACGAGUGAUUCGAUAACUGUCAUGUCACCAAAAUUGAGGGAGACAGCGAUAUCGGAGCAAAGGCACCGAUCUUUGGUUUCGGAGGUGGAUGAGUCGACCGAUGAACUUGUCGAAAUUCCCGGACCUCAGAUAAUUCACCCGGUACUUAUCGAGUCACCACCUUCAUCCCAUAUCCAAUCGGAAAUGAAACCUGGCGAGCACAGUUCCGGAAGUGUUAAGGGUGAAGCAGAAUGGACGAGAAGCCCAACAACACCACACAUACCACUCAUUUCGCUGGACCGUCAUGAUAUCGAAGAUUUACCGCCAGACGCCUUCGAGGUCACCUUCCCACCUUUUAUCACCGUUGUACCGCGACUGUUUACUACUAUCGACAGUACAGAGAGAGGAUUGCUACCGAUUCGCCCAGUGAGAUCGAAAAAGAUAGAGACAGGGGAGUUGAGAAGAAUAAAAUUGUUGAAUCUUUAUCGAUACUAUUUGAGGAAACCGUCGUGCAGAAGGAGGAUAGAUAAGUUGUCGGUAAACAGAAACGAGCAGAGCUAUUUGCAUUUUCGGUUCACGACGAGUUUAGUACAAACAAGUUUACCAAUUGGUCAGUUGAGGCAAUCGCGGUUAACGAUGGAAUCCGGCUCGAUUCAUUUUAGCCUUCUAAUUUUUAUCAUUAUCAACCUAUUCCACGUGCUUUAUGCGCAACAGUUAACUCCAAUUAUCGGUGGUAAGUGUGAUAUUAACAGUGCGGAUGUACCAAUUGGUGGGAAAGAAACACAAUUUUUCCUGAAAUGCGAGCAAAGUUUACAGUCAGAAACUGGUAAAGGAGUUUGGGUAGUAAAAAGCCGCAUUUUAUCAACUACAGCAUCAACAAUAGCUCAAACAAGUUCUCCAGCAACUAUAGCUACUGCAUUAUCAAUCGAUAAUAAACAACAAUCACAACAGUCAUUCAAAUCAGACAAUAUUAUCUGUGUGGAAGAUAAAAGUGCAAGGGAUGGAGAUCCGUGCUUGGUGUCACCGAUAUGCUUACAGCGGGAACAGGGACAACUGUCAUCAAAUUAUUUGCAAUGCGAUCAAACGUAA